AUGAAAAAUGUCCAUCACAUUGAACCUACCCUUAGCCACUACGCAUGUAUGAUUGACAUGUUUGGACAUGCUGGAUUGAUGGAAGAUGCAUAUAAUUUUAUAAAAAGUAUGCCGAUUGAACCAGAUGUUAUAGUGUGGAGUUCACUGUUGUCUUCUUGCAGGGUUCACAAAAAUGUGGAUUUGGCUAAAGUUGCAGAUGCAAAAUUGCUUCUUAUUGAUCCCAACAAUAGCGGUGCUUACUUGGCGCUUGCUAAUACUUUUUCAGCUUGUGGUAAAUGGGAGGUUUCUAAUAAGAUUAGAAAGUUAAAGAAAGUUCAGGAGUUGUCUGAAUCAGGGAGUGUUGUAACUGGUUUUAAAAUGAGAGUCGUCACCCUUAAUUUUUAUCUUGAGGAAGAGAAUAUAAAGGAUAAUUCUAAAAAGUUAGAGAUUAUAGGUUUUUGGACUCGUUCUUAG
Vicia faba (fava bean) is the source of this 453-nucleotide messenger RNA. NCBI's taxonomy places the organism in Eukaryota, Viridiplantae, Streptophyta, Magnoliopsida, Fabales, Fabaceae. The record is from the annotation of a GenBank genome assembly.